Molecule: messenger RNA, 809 nt
Organism: Macrobrachium nipponense
Lineage: Eukaryota; Metazoa; Arthropoda; Malacostraca; Decapoda; Palaemonidae
Product: pigment-dispersing hormone type 1-like
Exons: 3
Coding region: 60-296 (78 amino acids)
Source: RefSeq, a predicted model, not a curated record
CCCAGAACUGAAUCAGAGUUGCUAUUCUGGUCACUUUCUCGUCACAUUCUCUCGAAAAAAUGCUGGUAAAGGUCUUCGCUGCUCUCGUGGUAACAGUAGCCGCUGUAUCCUGUUUUGCAGCUGCCGAACAAGACCUCCUAGCUGCUGAGAGACAGGAGAUGGCAGAGCUCGCAGCCCGAAUCCUACGAAUCACCCUUGGCCCCUGGAGUGCAGCAGAGGCUCACAAGAGGAAUUCGGGAAUGAUCAACUCUAUUCUGGGGAUUCCCAGGGUCAUGGCUGAAGCUGGAAAGAGAUAAGAUGACAAUGGAAUCACAUUUCAGACGUCGACAACUGCGAAAACUUAGUAACUUUCUCUUCAUCCUCGUGAACGGAAUUAAAACUAAUUCCAAAUUCCUUACAACGUCUCAAUAAAGAGAAAUACCAUAUCCAUUUACUUUCUUUUUCAUCGCAGGCUGUGAUAUAUGUAUAUCAGUAGAAUCUCAUAUGGUUCCUGGUUCCUAAGCGCGCUUCAUGUUCUGAUGAGGUGCAAAGCUAUAUUCCCUUGUUUUCAACUUUACUCGUAUUUAGUUUUAAUUUGUAGUGCUUCAAAAUGUUUAUUCUAAUUCUUGUCCAUUACACUCUGUAUAAACUUUAUGUUUUCUUGAUCUUCUUCUCUCUCAUUCUCGAGAGAAACUAAGACACGAAAAUUAUCCUAGCUUCAACUACAAAGUCUCUCCUCGGAUAUAAUUUUCCAGUCAGCUGCUGAGGAGUUCAUGUUCUAGUUACAAAACAUAAAACCAAAGAUGUUAAAUUAUGUUACAUAUAAUAAU